This is a messenger RNA of Fundulus heteroclitus (mummichog), 1569 nucleotides long. RefSeq names its product tropomyosin alpha-3 chain. The transcript has 9 exons. Gene Ontology annotation, cellular component: actin filament. Gene Ontology annotation, biological process: actin filament organization; muscle contraction. The record is from RefSeq and is a predicted model, not a curated record. Gene Ontology annotation, molecular function: actin filament binding. Bases 190 to 1044 code for a protein of 284 amino acids. NCBI's taxonomy places the organism in Eukaryota, Metazoa, Chordata, Actinopteri, Cyprinodontiformes, Fundulidae.
UUAAAUCACACAGAGCUCCUCUGACUCUCGCUUUGCAUCUCCCCCCCGUUUCUCCGCUCUCCAUCGGCAAACCGCUCUCCGCCAUCGACCUCGCUGGAGCUCCUGUGAGACGCUGUCCUCCGAAGGAGAAAAAGUAACACCUUUCCCCCUUUUCUGAGCCCUGCAGGACACCAGCAGCCGACAGCCACCAUGGAGGCCAUCAAGAAGAAGAUGCAGAUGCUUAAGCUGGACAAGGAGAACGCCAUCGACAGGGCGGAGCAGGCCGAGUCCGACAAGAAGGAGGCAGAAGAUAAAUCCAAGCAGCUGGAGGACGAGCUGCUCGCUCUGCAGAAGAAACUGAAAGGUACGGAGGAUGAGCUGGACAAGUUCUCCGAGGCCCUGAAGGAUGCUCAGGAGAAGCUGGAACUGUCUGAGAAGAAGGCCGCAGAUGCCGAGGGCGAAGUGGCCUCUCUGAACCGACGCAUCCAGCUGGUGGAGGAGGAGCUGGACCGAGCUCAGGAGAGACUGGCCACGGCCCUGCAGAAGCUGGAGGAGGCCGAGAAGGCUGCGGACGAGAGCGAAAGAGGCAUGAAGGUGAUUGAGAACAGAGCCAUGAAAGACGAGGAGAAGAUGGAGAUCCAGGAGCUGCAGCUCAAAGAGGCCAAACACAUCGCGGAGGAGGCUGACCGCAAAUAUGAGGAGGUUGCUCGCAAACUGGUGAUCCUAGAGGGUGACCUGGAGAGAGCAGAAGAGAGGGCAGAAAUCGCUGAACUAAAGUGCAGCGAGUUGGAGGAAGAGCUUAAAAACGUCACCAACAACCUUAAGUCUCUAGAGGCGCAGUCUGAUAAGUACUCUGAGAAAGAAGACAAAUACGAAGAGGAGAUUAAAGUCCUGAACGACAGACUCAAGGAGGCGGAAACCCGAGCAGAAUUUGCCGAAAGGACGGUGUCGAAGCUCGAAAAGACCAUAGACGACCUAGAAGAGAGCCUGUCGCAGGCAAAAGAGGAAAACCUAGGAAUGCAACAGGUUCUGGACCAAACACUGCAGGAGCUGAAUAGCUUGUAAAAAAAUAAAAAGCAAGAAGAACAAAGCACAAUGGAAAAAAAAAAAAAAACACGCCUUUUUUGUAAAGGAAUAUUUUCUAUAUGCCAUCCCUUCUUUGUCAUUUCACGUGUCCUAAUCUGUGACUUUUUAACACAUGUAGCCCACUUAUGUAUUUAUGGUUCCUUUUUGUUUCUUUUACUUUUUUAAAACGAAUGGUUUUGGGUCCACGCAAUGUCAGUAUUGGUGCUAGAAAUUCGUCUGGACCAAACUCUGAGAACAAAUAAAGCUUGUGAUGAUGUCCGUCUAAUGCAGCUCCCGAUGAUACCGUGCCCGCUGCUCUUUUUGGCCCGUCUGGUAAAGAUGUGUAAAAAAUUCUUCGAAUAUAUCCAAUUUUCUAUUGCUGCUGAUUAAUCUCACUCUGUAAAACUGAAAAAAAAAGGAACAUUUAAAUUUUACAUUUCUUCACUGUGGGGGAAAAAAAUCCCCCAUUUCCUCUUUUAUUGGCAGCCAUAACAAUCCCUAUUAAAUAAAUACAACUGGAAACAU